Molecule: messenger RNA, 2607 nt
Organism: Ornithorhynchus anatinus (platypus)
Lineage: Eukaryota; Metazoa; Chordata; Mammalia; Monotremata; Ornithorhynchidae
Gene: VPS51
Product: VPS51 subunit of GARP complex
Exons: 10
Coding region: 80-2434 (784 amino acids)
Biological process (GO): retrograde transport, endosome to Golgi; Golgi organization; lysosomal transport
Cellular component (GO): GARP complex; EARP complex; membrane
Source: RefSeq, a predicted model, not a curated record
CACAACAACUUUAUUGUUCCCGGAAGUGCCCCCUCGGUCCGUGGGCCCGUGGCUCCGUCCGUGGAGCGGCGCUGGGGCCAUGGCGGCCGAGGGUCCGGGGCCCGGGGCCGGGGAGCCCCCGGAGGAGGCGGAGGCGGAGGCGGAGGGUUCGGGGUCGGAGCGGCGGCGGAGGCCCCACGGGAUGCUGAAGCUGUACUACGGGCUGGCCGAAGCCGAGGCCCCCGGCCGGGCCGCGCCCUCCGACCCGCUGGACCCCACCGACCUGGACGGGGCGCACUUCGACCCGGAAGCCUUUCUGGACAAGCUGCGGAAGGAGUGCCCCCUGGCCCAGCUCAUGGACACCGAGACCGACAUGGUGCGGCAGAUCCGGGCGCUGGACAGCGACAUGCAGACCCUGGUCUACGAGAACUACAACAAGUUCAUCUCGGCCACAGACACCAUCCGUAAAAUGAAGAACGACUUCCGGAAGAUGGAGGACGAGAUGGACCGGCUGGCGGCCAACAUGGCGGUCAUCACCGACUUCAGCGCCCGCAUCGGCGGCACCCUGCGGGACCGGCACCGGCGCGUCACCAAGCUGGCAGAGGUCCACGCCCUGCUGCGGAAGCUGCAGUUCCUCUUCGACCUGCCGUCGCGCCUGACCAAGUGCGUGGAGCUGGGCGCCUACGGGCAGGCGGUGCGCUACCAGGCGCGGACGCGGGCCGUGCUGCAGCAGUACCGCCAUCUGCCCUCCCUGCGCGCCAUCCAGGACGACUGCCAGCUCAUCACCGCCCGCCUGGCCGAACAGCUGAGGCGCAAGUUCAGGGACGGCGAGGCCGGGGCCCCCGAGCUGGGCGAGUGCGUGGAGCUGCUGCUGGCCCUGGGCGAGCCGGCCGGGGAGCUGUGCGACGAGUUCCUGGCCCACGCCCGCGGCCGCCUGGAGGCCGAGCUCGGCGGCCUGGAGGCCCAGCUGGGCCCCUCCCCGCCGGCCCCCGACGUGCUGGAGUUCACCGACCGGGGCGGCGGCGGCUUCGUGGGCGGCCUCUGCCAGGUGCUGGCCUCCUACCGGGCCCUGUUCGGCGCCCAGGGGCCGGCGGGCGACGAGAAGCUGGUGGCCUUCGCCCGGGAGCUGGGCGGCCGCUACCUGGAGCUGGUGGAGCGGCGGCUGGGCCGGGAGCAGGGCGGCGGCGGGGCGGGGGACGACUCGCUGCUGGUGCGGGCGCUGGACCGCUUCCACCGCCGCCUGCGGGCCCCGGCCGCCGCCCUGCCCGCCGCCGGCCUGGCCCAGGGGGCCGCCGACAUCGUGGUGCGGGCCGCCCGCGCCCGGCUGGCCCUCCACCUGCAGGGCCUGCGCGCCGCCUUCCUGGGCUGCCUGACCGACGUGCGCCAGACGCUGGCGGCCCCGCGCCUCGGGGGCAAGGAGGGGCCCGGCCUGGGCGAGCUGCUGGCCUCCGUGGCCGGGGCCCUGCUGGCCCACGUCAAGGCGGCGCUGGCCGCCGUCCACCUCUUCACCGCCAAGGAGGUGUCCUUCUCCAACCAGGCCUACUUCCGGGGGGAGUUCUGCAGCCAGGGAGUGCGCGAGGGCCUCGUCGUGGGCUUCAUCCGCUGCGUGUGCCAGACGGCCCGGGCCUUCUGCGACAGCCCCGGGGAGAAGGGGGCCGCCACCCCCCCGGCCCUGCUCCUGCUGCUCUCCCGCCUCUGCCUGGACUACGAGACCUCCACCAUCUCCUACGUCCUCACCCUCACCGACGAGCAGUUCCUCGGGCAGGACCACUGUCCGGUGACGCCGGUGAGCACGCUGUGCGCGGAGGCGCGGGAGACGGCGCGGCGGCUGCUGACCCACUACGUCAAGGUGCAGGGGCUGGUCGUCUCCCAGAUGCUGCGCAAGAGCGUGGAGACGCGGGACUGGCUCACCACGCUCGAGCCCCGCAACGUACGCGCCGUCAUGAAGCGCGUCGUCGAGGACACCACCGCCAUCGACGUGCAGGUGGGUCUCCUGUAUGAGGAGGGCGUGCGCAAGGCCCAGAGCAGCGACUCGAGCAAGAGGACCUUCUCCGUCUACAGCAGCUCCCGGCAGCAGGGCCGCUACGCCCCCAGCUACACCCCCAGCGCCCCAAUGGACACCAACCUCCUGAGCAACAUCCAGAAGCUUUUCUCCGAGCGCAUCGACGUCUUCAGCCCCGUGGAGUUCAACAAGGUGUCGGUGCUGACGGGCAUCAUCAAGAUCAGCCUGAAGACGCUGCUGGAGUGCGUGCGGCUGCGCACGUUCGGGCGGUGGGGGCUGCAGCAGGUGCAGGUGGACUGCCACUUCCUGCAGCUCUACCUGUGGCGCUUCGUGGCCGACGAGGAGCUGGUGCACCUGCUGCUGGACGAGGUGGUGGCCUCCGCCGCCCUGCGCUGCCCCGACCCCGUGCCCAUGGAGCCCAGCGUCAUCGAGGUCAUCUGCGAGCGCGGCUAGGCCCCGGCGGGGGGCGACGACCGCCCUCCCGCCCCGGCCCGACGUCUCCCAUCGCACGCACGUCCUGUCCCGGGGGCGGGGGGGGACCCUCCUCGCCCCCUGCACCCCGAGCUCCUGCCGCCCGGCGGGGGGUGGGGGCCGGGGGGCUUCCGCUCAAUAAAGAGUCUCUUCUU